Molecule: messenger RNA, 1180 nt
Organism: Saccostrea echinata
Lineage: Eukaryota; Metazoa; Mollusca; Bivalvia; Ostreida; Ostreidae
Product: Rieske domain-containing protein-like
Exons: 3
Coding region: 25-489 (154 amino acids)
Molecular function (GO): 2 iron, 2 sulfur cluster binding
Source: RefSeq, a predicted model, not a curated record
UGUAAACAAAAAUGGGAGGGAAAAAUGCAAGAUGACCAGAAAAUAUACCUUCCCUUAGACAUUAGCUUCCACGAACUUUAUGACUGGUCAAAACCAGAGGAGAAAUACCAGUGUAUGCAGAGGACGGUCCAAUUAAGGCCAGGUCUGAAGAGACAGAACAGUAAGACGGGAACCCUUGUAUCAUGUAACGAACAACAGAUCGCCAUCUUUAGGUACCACAACAAGGUGUAUGCUAUCAAGGAGAAAUGUCCACAUUUAGGUGGUCCUCUCCAUUUAGGGGACAUAGAAGAACUCCCUGGGAAUUCCCUGUGUGUGAGGUGUCCUUGGCACAGCUGGAGAUUUGACCUUGACACAGGACAGCUAAAGCAACCUAAGCGACCUGGCAUUUGUUCUGUUGUCUACCCUGUAAUUGUCAAAGAAGAUGGUGGACUCUUAGUUGGCUUUGAUCAAUUUGAUCCAAAGUAUUUCUCAGUGGAUUCAUCAUUUUGAAAUUGAAAGGAAAAUUUGUGUUAGAGACUCAGGUUUGUUCUUUGUUUUACAUCAAGAUGUAAUGGUAUUUUUGAUGUUUAAAUAGGAUUGGUGAUAAUAAGUAUCUUUAGUCAUGUUACUCUGGUAUGACAGUAUUUGUGAUAUUUUGUGAUAUUCACGACUUUUGCAGACACUUCUUAAAAAGUGAAUUAAAUUUAAUUUACAUAGUCCAAAAAUGACAUACUUCAAGUACAUGUAUAUGAAGUUAAAGAUUUCUGAUUCAAAAUUUUCAUGUUAAGUCAGCUUUUUUGUCAAUUUGAGUGUAUAGAAGUAUAAUAUGUUUCUUUUUUUUUUCCAGUUGUAACUUUUAUUCAUAAGCACUGACAAAAUGGCUUUUGUUACUUAGAUUUCUGUUACCAGUAUUUUUUAACAUUUUCUUUUUUUGUUUUAUGUUUGCUUUUUAUACUGGACGGUUUUACAGCCAGUGUGUUUUAUUCUGUUUUUAAAAACCCAUAUAUUUUUAUUGCAAUGCAUUUUAAUUUAAUCAAAUAUUUUUGAUAAACAAUACACAAUUUGAAAAUUUUCACCAUCAGUUUAUAUGGCUUUUACAUCUUUGUUACUCUCUGGGUACAGUACAUGGUAGUUUGUCAUAAGUGUGAGAUAUAGCCAUGCAUAUAAAGGAUGUGAAUAAAAACUUGUUUUAAAUACACUU